GAAUUAUUGUCAACGCCUCAGGCCGUUGCUCGUGUUAGUCAUUAUCGCCUGGCGGCACAUUUAGGCAGCGCUUUUCUUCUUUAUGCGGGCAUGCUUUUAACUGGUUUAAAUAUUGUUCAAGAUGCAAAAAUUGCAAGUGGGACUUUCCCCAAGGCCGUCAUCGAAACUCUUUCGAAUCCUACACUCAGAAAAUUCCGUCUUUGCACUAUUGGAUUAGCUGGACUGAUAUUUUUUGACCUCUAUGUCAGUCAGAACUUUUUUCAAGUAUUUAUUCAAAAACUGGCGAUAGCAGUUUAUGGCGAAAUUUUUUUCGAUAACCCCACAACUGUGCAAUUUGAUCACCGUGUUCUCGCAAUGACGACUUUGAGCUCAAUCGUGGCCUUAUGGUUAUAUUCACGCCGCCUUAAUCUUCCACCCCAGGCUCGUUUAGCCAUUAAUGGCGUCCUUGGUGUAGGUUGUUUGCAGGUAACAUUAGGAAUUAGUACUUUACUAUAUAUGGUACCAAUCCCUUUGGCCUCUGCCCACCAAGCAGGUAGCUUAACUCUUUUAACCACUGCCUUAUAUUUGGUACAUAUCAUGAGAAGAAUGCCAAUCAAAUUAUGA
Acaulospora morrowiae is the source of this 603-nucleotide messenger RNA. NCBI's taxonomy places the organism in Eukaryota, Fungi, Glomeromycota, Glomeromycetes, Diversisporales, Acaulosporaceae. The record is from the annotation of a GenBank genome assembly.